AUGAAUACCAUACGAGUUUUUGUUCAAUUUGCUUUCUUUGUUUUAAUUUUGGUUUGCGUAGAAUGUCAAUUGACAUUUUCACCGGAUUGGGGUAAACGUUCUAUAGCCUUUACAAGUGGCAGUAGUAAAGACUACUUUGAAUCUCAAACGGGCAACUGUAAAUCAUCUAACGAAAUGUUAGUACAAAUUUUCAGGUUUAUGGAAAAUAAAGCUCAGUCAUAUUUGAACUGCAAAAACAAGGAAUAAAUCUAUAAGAAUUAAAGCACAAAUAUUCUACUAUGAGGAUAAGUACGGGUGGACAAUGAAU
Glossina fuscipes is the source of this 307-nucleotide messenger RNA. RefSeq names its product adipokinetic hormone-like. Gene Ontology annotation, cellular component: extracellular region. NCBI's taxonomy places the organism in Eukaryota, Metazoa, Arthropoda, Insecta, Diptera, Glossinidae. Gene Ontology annotation, molecular function: hormone activity. The transcript is spliced from 2 exons. The coding region runs from base 1 to 246 and encodes 81 amino acids. The record is from RefSeq and is a predicted model, not a curated record.